Molecule: messenger RNA, 810 nt
Organism: Closterium sp. Yama58-4
Lineage: Eukaryota; Viridiplantae; Streptophyta; Zygnematophyceae; Desmidiales; Closteriaceae
Source: the annotation of a GenBank genome assembly
AUGCGCCUCAAACGUGAGAGCCCCUCCCUCGUCCCCUACUCCACCCUCUCACCCCUCUCCCCAAUCACGUCGCCUCCUCCCCACUCUCAUCUCCUCUUUCCCCUCUUUCCAUCUCACAUCCCCUCUUCCGUUCGCUCCUCCACUCCUUCCAUCUCUGACCGUGUCCGCCCCUCUCUCAUCCCCUCGUCCCCUGUCUCAUCCCCUCCUCCCCUCUGUCAUCCCCUCCUCCCCUCCUCCCUCUCGCCCGUGUUCAUCCCCUCUCUCAGCCCCUCCCUUCUCUCAUCCCCUCCUCCCAUCGCUCCUCCACUCCUUCCAUCUCUGAUCCCGUCCUCCCCUCUCUCAUCCCUUCAUCCCGAUCCCAUCCCAUUCCCUCUCUCAUCCCUGCCUCCCCUCACUCAUCCCCUCCUCCCCUCUCUCGGCCCCUCCUCCCAUCGCUCCUCCACUCCUUCCAUCUCUGAUUCCGUCCUCCCCUCUCUCCUCCCUUCCUCCCCGAUCCCAUCCCCCCCCCUCCCCUCCCUCAGCCCCUCUCCCCUCUCUCAUCCCCUCCUCCCCUCUCUCCUCCCCUUCUCCCCUCUCUCAUCCCCUCCCUCCCCUCUCUCAUCCCCGCCUCCCCAUCACUCCUCCCCACCUUUCCUCUCUUAUCCAGUCCUCCCCUCUCUCAUCCCGUCCUCUCCUCCCGCAUCCCGUCCAUCCCACCUCUUGUCGUGGUUCUCAAUGAGAGGCGGCACUCCCAAGGCCAGAUCACCCCCCCCCCCACGCCUUACUACUCCGGAUCCUCGCCCCGCUCCGCUACCAUCCACCCCCUCAUAA